GCCGCUGCCGAGCACCCCCGAGCCCGGCGCUGCAGGAUGCCGGGGGGCAAGAGAGGGCUGGUGGCACCGCAGAACACCUUCCUGGAGAACAUUGUCCGGCGCUCGAGCGAAUCCAGUUUUCUGUUGGGAAAUGCCCAGAUUGUGGACUGGCCUGUAGUUUAUAGUAAUGACGGAUUUUGUAAACUCUCUGGAUAUCAUCGAGCUGACGUCAUGCAGAAGAGUAGCACGUGCAGUUUUAUGUAUGGUGAGCUGACAGACAAGAAGACCAUUGAAAAAGUCAGACAGACUUUUGACAACUAUGAGUCAAACUGCUUUGAAAUUCUCCUCUACAAGAAAAACAGAACCCCGGUUUGGUUCUACAUGCAAAUUGCACCCAUAAGAAAUGAGCAUGAGAAAGUGGUUUUGUUCCUGUGCACUUUUAAGGAUAUCACUUUGUUCAAACAACCAAUUGAAGAUGAUUCAACAAAAGGUUGGACAAAGUUUGCUCGGUUGACGCGAGCCCUAACAAACAGCCGGAGUGUACUGCAGCAGCUAACGCCGAUGAACAAGGCUGAGGUGGUGCACAAACACUCGCGGUUAGCUGAAGUUCUCCAGCUGGGAUCUGAUAUUCUUCCUCAGUACAAGCAAGAAGCUCCAAAGACUCCACCACACAUUAUACUACACUAUUGUGCUUUUAAGACUACUUGGGACUGGGUCAUCUUAAUUCUGACCUUCUACACAGCAAUUAUGGUUCCAUAUAAUGUCUCCUUCAAGACAAAACAGAACAACAUUGCUUGGCUUGUGCUGGACAGUGUCGUGGACGUUAUUUUUCUGGUUGACAUUGUUUUGAACUUUCAUACGACCUUUGUCGGCCCUGGUGGAGAAGUUAUUUCUGAUCCCAAACUCAUAAGGAUGAACUACUUGAAAACGUGGUUUGUGAUUGAUCUUUUGUCCUGUUUACCAUAUGACAUCAUUAAUGCCUUUGAAAAUGUGGAUGAGGGCAUCAGUAGCCUCUUCAGUUCCUUAAAAGUGGUGCGUCUUCUACGACUCGGUCGAGUCGCCCGGAAGCUGGACCAUUACCUGGAAUAUGGUGCUGCUGUACUGGUACUGUUGGUGUGUGUGUUUGGACUGGUAGCCCACUGGCUAGCCUGCAUAUGGUACAGCAUUGGGGACUACGAAGUUAUAGAUGAAGUCAGUAAUACAAUCAAAACAGAUAGCUGGCUCUACCAGUUGGCACUGAGUAUUGGGACACCAUAUCGAUACAACACCACUGGCUCAGGGCAGUGGGAAGGAGGACCCAGUAAAGACUCCUUGUACAUAUCCUCUCUCUACUUUACCAUGACAAGCCUUACAACAAUAGGAUUUGGAAACAUAGCACCAACCACUGAUGGAGAGAAGAUUUUUUCGGUGGCCAUGAUGAUGGUUGGCUCGCUUCUUUAUGCAACUAUUUUUGGAAACGUCACCACCAUUUUCCAGCAAAUGUAUGCCAACACCAACCGAUACCAUGAGAUGCUGAACAAUGUGAGGGAUUUCCUAAAAUUAUAUCAAGUCCCAAAAGGCCUUAGUGAAAGAGUCAUGGAUUAUAUUGUCUCAACCUGGUCCAUGUCUAAAGGAAUUGACACAGAGAAGGUUCUUUCAAUUUGCCCAAAGGACAUGAGAGCAGAUAUUUGUGUGCACCUAAACAGGAAAGUUUUUAAUGAGCAUCCUGCCUUCCGACUGGCUAGUGAUGGCUGCCUGCGAGCACUGGCUGUGGAAUUUCAGACAAUCCACUGCGCCCCAGGAGACCUCAUCUAUCAUGCUGGAGAAAGUGUUGAUGCUCUUUGCUUUGUGGUCUCAGGAUCCCUAGAAGUCAUCCAGGACGACGAGGUGGUGGCUAUUUUAGGUAAAGGUGAUGUGUUUGGUGAUAUCUUCUGGAAGGAAACUAGUCUGGCCCAUGCAUGUGCCAAUGUACGGGCUCUGACGUACUGCGAUUUACAUAUUAUUAAACGAGAAGCCUUGCUUAAAGUGUUGGACUUUUAUACUGCAUUUGCAAACUCGUUCUCAAGGAAUCUCACACUCACCUGCAAUUUGAGGAAACGGAUCAUCUUCCGGAAAAUCAGCGAUGUGAAGAAGGAGGAAGAGGAGCGCCUGCGCCAGAAGAACGAGGUGACGCUAAGCAUCCCUGUGGAUCACCCUGUCCGGAAACUUUUCCAGAAAUUCAAACAGCAAAAGGAGAUGCGUAAUCAAGGCUCAACCCACAUCGACCCAGAAAGGAACCAGCUUCAGGUGGAAGGGCGGAGUGUGCAGAACGGGGCCUCCAUCACAGGCACCAGUGUGGUCACUGUGUCUCAGAUCACCCCCAUCCAGACGUCACUGGCUUACAUGAAAACCAGUGAGGCUGUGAAGCAGAACAACAGGGAUGCGAUGGAGCUCAAGCCAAAUGGGAAUGGAGACCAAAAAUGUUUGAAAGUAAACAGUCCCAUGCGGAUGAAAAAUGGGAAUGGGAAGGGGUGGCUUCGACUGAAGAACACGAUGGUGACUCACGAAGAGAAGAAGGAGGACUGGAACAAUGUCACGAAGGCUGAGUCCAUGGGGUUACUGUCUGACGACCCCAAGUGCAAUGACUCAGAGAACGGUGUAAAUAAAAACCCACUGAGGAAAACAGACUCUUGUGACAGUGGAAUAACAAAAAGUGACCUUCGCUUGGAUAAAGCUGGUGAGACUCGCAGCCCCCUGGAGCACAGCCCCAUUCAGGCUGACGCUAGGCAUCCUUUCUACCCUAUUCCUGAGCAGGCCUUACAAACCACGCUGCAGGAAGUCAAGCACGAACUCAAAGAAGAUAUCCAGCUGCUAAGCAGUAGGAUGGCUGCCCUUGAGAAGCAGGUGGCAGAAAUUUUAAAAAUAUUGGCUGAAAAGAACGUAUCCCAGACCUCUUCCCCCAAGUCUCAUUUCUCACCCCAGCAGCCUCCCCAGAUACCCUGUCAGGAUAUUUUUAGUGUUUCAAGGCCUACAUCACCAGAAUCAGAAAAAGAUGAAAUCCACUUUUAGCAUAUACCUAUGUGUAUAUAUGUAUACAGUAUAUAUGCAGAGGUGUAUAUAUACCUUUAUACAUAUAUAUGUGUGUGUGUAUAAGGUAAAUAUAUAUACAUAUAUAUUUUCACUUGCAUCCAAUAUGACUUGAACACACCAAGGAUUUUGAUAUGUAAAUAUUGCAUGUCCAGCUGGAUUCUGGCCUGCCAAAGAAAACAAUUAUUAACAUAGAUAUUGCUUGUAUAAUAUGCAGUUGACUGCAUGCACACUUUACAUUUAUUUAUAAUCUCUAUUAUGUAAUAAAAGAAUGACUUUUGUUUAACAAAGGCAAUGUACUAUUUAAAGAAUCAGGGUCUAACCUGCCAAUAUUGCCAUGACAGUUUUGAUCUCAGGCUGGGUGAAUUGAGCUUUUAUUUCCUCACUGUCUUUUCUGCCGAGUUAAACAUUAGAUUAACAUGACCAAUUGGAGAACACAUUGAUACUCCAAUUAGUAUUGGUUCCUGGUAUCAUUCCAUUCCAAUAUCCUGUAUAUUUGAUGAUAAAUUCACCUACUUCUCCUAAAGGAGUGCUCAGCUCAGUGGCCAGGGAAGGGCAUUGUGUCCGGUGUUGAAGUGGAUCACUGGUAUUUAUUCAUGUGGGUAUUGUGCAUGCACGGCCUUUUAUUUCAAGUGUCCUCCUGCUCUUUUAACAACUUAAAUAAGAAAUAAUAAUGGUGUUUUAUGUAACAAAAUGAAACUAAGAGAAAAUCAGCUUCACUCCCUCUGUGUUUGGAGGCAACGUCUUUCUUGAAAGCCUCCUUUUACUGAUACAAUUUUUACUGAACUGUUAGAGUAAUAUUAUGUAGAUUCUCUCUGCAGCACUCAGCGAUGGUGUCCAGUUCUGUCAGUAUCUUCAUUAGGAUGUCCCAUUUUAGCAGAGCUGAGAUUGUUCUCCACCUCCUUUGACCCUGGCAGAAAGACUUUGCAUGAGGUUUGAGCGGGGGAGAAAACAAUUGUAUUUUAGCAGCUCAGGAGCCACGUGAGCGGGUUUGAAAUCUUGAAGCUAAAAGGCUGCAGUUUAUCUCCCUACACUCUCUUCUGAGGAUGUUUAUGAGUCUCAACUGUCUUUGAGAAAGAGAGAAAAUAACCAGUCAGGAUGGAAAUACCUUUAGUUUAGGUGGGAGAGUGGUGGCUGUGUUGGAGAGAUGCACUCCUCCAUGGGGCGCUACCUGCUGCUUUUACCUUGGGCUUGUGGAAGUUGUCAGGUGGGGAGAGAGGGAGCACACUUCAAGAGCAGAUUUGCAGUGCCCUCACCACCAGUUGUUACACAUACUAAGGCCAUUAGGUCUGUGGCACAUGCUCUGACCCUCCUAACUGGCUACCAUAAGCAUCUCCCAGUCUCAAACUAUGCUCAGACCCCACCUCCACUGCCUGUGCUGGAGCACUGCUCUCCAUGCAGCACUGCUGGCGUUGCAGGGCUGCAGCAGGACAGCUUCUUGCUCUAGAUCUUGUUUGUUCUCCUGCUUGAAGCUGAGAUUUUGGACUCUGCCUGGGUCUGCACCUGAGUGUGGGGAGGUUUUUUGCCUCUCUGUUUGUACUAGUUGAGAAUCCAGACACAUGUGAUGCACAGUAGAAAUGGCCAUUGCAGCCUCAGAGCAGUUGCUGGUCCAGCUUUGCAACUUGAGGCCAGCACAGCAGAGUGAAUGGCUCCUUCAGAGAAGGAUUUCCUCACCACAUUUAAAUGGCCUCUUGCAUCAAGAUCCCAUGUUUUCAAAAGUCUCUGGAGUAAAACAUUUAUGUACCAAAAGGCAUCACUAUCAAUCAGGUAAAUAAAAGGCAUGUUUAUAACAAGUGGGCAUCCUUACUAGACAUCAGUGCCAUUGAAUCUGCUACUUCACAUCAGAAAAUUAAACUAAACUAUGAAAAAAUACAAAAAAUCCCCCAAAACCAUCAUUUGAAAUACUGCAGUUGAUUAGAAACCUGCAUUUGAGUGUGAACAUAUCUUCUACUCUGAAAUUCAAACCCAUAAACCCCCAAAAGUUCAUAAGAAAGCUGAAGAAGUCAUUGCUUCUGUUCUGUCAAUUCAUGGAGGCUCUUUGGGAUAUAAUGGUCUUUCUCAUUUUCUGUUCCUUUCUGGCCUGUUUCUGCCCCUUCUCCAGUUCCUUUCUUUAGGAAAUCAUGGAUAAAAAAAAAAAAGAAUAAGGAAAAAAAACACAGAAUGGGACAACUUUCCCAAAGCCUGAUGGUUUGGCUGCCUGCUCAUUAUAGUUUUCCACAGCUGCAAUUUGCUUGCUUCUGUCAAAACUUUCAGCAGCUGCAUUUUUUUUGCAGCUGCUCUUCUGACAUAAGUGCGUAUCUCUAUGUCUGCAAUCAUGGUUUGGUCUGCAGAACAAACUGUGCUCGCAAACCAGCAAGACUUUCAAGGUCCUACUCCAAACCUUACCCUGGGACUCUGGAAGGAUUGGUGGGUUAUAAGGUUAAGGAGUUACAGGGUUACUGCAGGCUGCUGGAGUAUGUACAGACCUUGUGGGUACAAUUUAAGUGCCAAGCUUUGAAGAUUUGAAUGUUCUUGCCUGUUUUGGAUUGCUGGUCAAGGCACACACAGCAACUGCCCAAAGCCGUCCGGUGAAUAGCUGAGAAACGCAGGCUGUUGGGAGGGCAGAUCUUGGUAAAGUUCCUUGAAUGAAUGAAUGUAAUGCUGCAAAAAAGCCAGCAGGGUAAUAAUGAGAGUGACUUUGUUAGAAAGUUUUAGCCUUAAUGGUCUUCCUCUGCUUUUUGUCAAGGACUUCUUUCUUUGUAACUGGAAUUAAUUCUAGACAGAACUACAUGGCACUCAAAGGGAUCUCUAUUUAGCUUUACACUUGUGCAGGUCAAGUGUAACUUUGUGCCACUUUACAGUGAGAGAACAUGUAACAGGAUUCAUCUGACCUUGAAAAUCAUUUCAGCUCGGUUCAAGUGCAGCUUGACUGGUUAAAAUGUGUAGUGGGCUAAAAGCUAUAAAUUGUAUAAAAUACCAAGUUAAUGAAACAAAUAUUUCCAGGUCCACUUCUCCUAGUGUGUCUUUGACUCUCAUGCUCCAGUGUUGUCCAUUGCAAUUCAGCGGAACCAGCUUGCACCGUGGACAAGGUGGUAGCGAGAUGGGUGUCUUGCAAACAUGAUAAAUGCAGCCUGCGAAUGGGCUGUCCCAGGCCCUGCGUGCUGCGAGUGCAGCUGGACUGAUGCUGGUGGCUAUUGCUUUGAAAAUUUGGCUUGUGCAAUUCUGAAGCACUUUUCCUCCCAAAAAUUUUUCAGUCAGAGCAUUACACAUUGUUUCAUGGAGUUGUUACCAGGGCACUGAUCCAGCUUUCCUGUCCGCCUGUGGUUGUGCAUGAUGCGAUUGAGUGUGCUGCCGACUGGGGCAUUCCUUUUCUAUUAAAGAAGCAUGAGUCAUAGUCUCAUAGUUCAGGCUUGACUGAAAGCUACCACCUAUAGUCAUUAAGUGCAACAAGGACACAAAUGUGUCUCUUCAACCUAAGCUAGAGCUCAAGCAGCUAUCUGCUAUGCCAAGGGAGCUCUCGGCUGCAUGCUUUCCUUUCCUUUAAGAGCUGUAUACCUGUACUGAUAUUCCUGCCACGUGCCGGUAACAGCGUACUUAGCACUUCCCUUGUGCUUUGUGUGUUCAAAGCAUUUUACCUGCACACAAGUGGAUUUUAUCUUUCUGGACUUUGGAAUAGAAAUAAAAUGUGUACAGAAAAGUAAACACAUUUCAAAACCAAUGAGCUAGAGUAUCUUUAAUAGCUUUUCUGUGGAAUAUUACAUAUACAAGAUAUAACAACACUUCAGGAUAAUAACUGAAAAAAAAAAACCUAAUUGUUGUAGUGACGAUUUGGGUCUUCUGAAUUUGUCUUUGUAAAUCCUUUUUUGCAUUGUUCUGCCUUUGCUAGGGGACAGGGGUUAGAGCAGAGCUGACUCUAAAAGUGACAAACUUAAGCUUUGCCCAUUUUUCUUUUCCCUGUUCUGCAGAAGUAGCACAACUAUAGGGACUUUAUGCUGCUGGCACCGAAGUUUGGGCUCAUCGCUAGACUGAACUUCAUUCUUGAUUUACUAUAGGGUCACUGUGAUGAUCAUAUUGGACCUUAACGAAUAUUUUGGAUCCCAGAAAACUUUAGAGAACUGGCAGCUGCAGAAGUAACGUGUGGUUUGUAAGCCCUGAGCAUUCACUCUGGAAAUAACUGAGACCAUUAUACAGACAUCAUCAUUUGCAUGGGUCAGAAGACAGCUGUUGUGCUCAUGAAAUAGCUUGGAGGCUUUCGGGGAAAAAGAUGUCCUGAACUGAAAGGGAAAGUAAAAAGACAAAGGUUUAAUAUGGAAUUUGGUAGUGAGGAAGUAGAGUGAUAUAUUAUAGUGAAUUGACAGUUUUUUACUUGAUUUUGAGAACUGAGAAAACCCAAAGCUAUCUUUUUGGAUGUCAGAUUUGGACAGAUUGUUUGUUAAAAUAAAUAUUUUUUUCCUAAGUGAGCUGGCAUCAAAGUGAUACCUGUUUUUUUUUUUUAAAGUUUUCAUAUACCAUUUUCCUGCAGAAGUGGGUUUAUCAGGUUUUAUUACUGUUGUUUUUAAUAGACUGUUUUUUUCAGUUCUUUUUUUUUUUUUUUUUUUUGUAUGAGAAGCUCAUGUGUUAACACAUAUCUUCAGGUCUACAGGAUCUGUAAUGUUUUAUAGUCUUGCUGCUAACAUAGUUGUUAGAGGGGGUUUGAGAAGUGGGAUUCAUUUGGAUAGAGGCAUGUCUCCAUGGCCGCCCAGGCUCUGUGACUCUCCCCUCUUGAGCUUCAGUGAGAGCUGUGAGCCCUAAAAAGCAGUAGUUUGCAUUUUUCUUGGCACUUCUGGAUUUGCACUGAUUUCCUUCAGGGAAUUUAGGGAAGGAAAUAUAAAAGUUGACACCGUCAUUUUUCCUGGACAGCCCCAGUCCUUCACCAAUGUUAGUGCUGCCAGAGAAGCUCUUUCCCAUGCAGCCUACAGGGAGAAAAAUGUUGAUCCAGAUGGAUUUCCACAGCUGGGAAUAGUUUUUACAACUUUCCCUUCACUUUUUUUUUGUACAAAUAGGUAACAUGAUCUCUAAGUAUUUUGUUGGUUUUAAUGUGUUAUAGUGCAUUUCAAAAUUAUAUAUAUUCUUAAAGGAAAGUGCUGAAUGGAGCUAAAAUAGACCAGAAGUGCACAUUAUUUCUAGCAGAAAAUCAGCAAAUUUUCUUACUGACAUAAGGAAUAUCAUCCAAAGAUCAGCUUUGUGAUAUCUAACAAAUGAGAAACAAAAUAAAAUCAUCCUUACAGAGGGUGCGUUUGGUCAUACAGAAAAUUGACCUUGUAUUGCGCAGUGGGACAAGAAAGCAUAUAUUGAUUUUGAAUACUUAGAUAUUCAAAUGAUAGAAACUUCAAAAAGGCCUUGAUAGGGCCAUGAUAAGUAAAUUAUAUUUAUUUAUUACGCUAUGUUAAUCAACCUCCUGAUGCAAGGCAGGUGGAACCGGGCAUCUGAGGCAAUAGUCUCACAAACCUUUUUAUCCAUUGUCUAUAAAGUAGAUAAGUGCAUUUAUUCAUUAUUUUCUGCUUGGAGAUGUAAGCUUGCUUGGCCUACAGUCUGAGACUGUUGGUGUGCACCAACUCUGUGUCUGGCUGUCUGCCAUGAAUACAUCACUUACCCUUAAUUAAAAGCCCUAUAAAAAGGAUUUUAUAAUGUUGGUCUCAGCGUCCCUCCCAGUGACAAGACUGUAUUUUAUCUGGUUCAGAGCAGAUUCAGUUCAGACCAAGCAAUUGCAGAAUAUAUUUCUGCCUGCCUACAGAGGAUGUGUAGACACACCAUACAUAUAUUUAUCUAACCUUUUGGAAUGGGGACUCUGAUAUGCCCCAUUUAAGACAGAUGUUUCAGACAGGGUUAAAUCAUGCUCUGGAGGUGCCAGUCUCUAAUCAGUCGCUGUAGAGCAACUUUAGAUUAGACACUUGAUUUGUAGGCUGCUAGAGGGUGAAUUAAGUGAAUCGAACACAUAACUCAAGCUCCAAACCUGAUCUUGUUUGUAUAAAAAGAUGGCUCCAAAAGGGACCACUUACCAUCUUUCUGGCACAGAAACACUUUUACAGGUGACUAACAGUACAGCAAACACUGAAAUAUCUCAGCAGCAUGCAACGAGAAACAAAGUGUUCAGCUUCUGAACUGCUAAUGAGAGCUCUGUAAAGACAUUUAGAUAAUCAGUUCCUGGCCUGUGGUGAUCAGCUUUAUAACUUCUUACCCCAAUUCCAUGACAGGUUCAUCCAGGGACUUUCAUUUUCACAGGUAUAUAGCAACUGAGAUACUUUUCAUCACCAUGUGUAAUGCCAAGACGCAGAGGAGAACGACCAAUCAGUUUUGGGGCAGUGAAAGACUGCCACCUGUUUGGGAUCUUUGACUACUCUAGGAUACUGAGGAUGGUAGGAGUUUUAUCGCUGAGCUGUCAUGCAGUGGAAAGAGACCAAGACUUGCAAAUGUCCAAAAAUGUGAAGAAUUGUAGUAAAGAACUUUCAAGGUAGACAGAGUGACCAACUAUCAGGCAAUUGCCCAGGCCACAGCAGAGCACUGUUUUUCUGCUGUGCAGUGGUAGGAAAGAGGGGAGUGGGAGAAGAAAGAUGGGAAGAAUGGUGCCCAAAAAUGGUGGCAAUAUUCCACAGAAGUCAUUACUUAUUAGUCUCUGCAUAGUGGCUGUUUCUGCCUUCAUAAUCUCUUUUCUUCAAGUUUUUUUGAAGGAUAAGGCUGGCAACCCUGUCUGGGGUGACAGCUGUGGAGCAGGGAAGGGUCAUUAGAGGAUAUUCUAUUAUAGAUGCCCUUAGGGGAAAACGUGGGCUCCAGGAAAGCCGGAGCUCCUCCAGCAUGCCAAAGACCUGUCAGAAGAGGGCAUGUAGUGUCCAAACUGUUUAGCAUCGGUGUGGGAACUCUAUAUUUGAAGGUGGCCCUGCUUUGAGCAGAGCAAGGGGUGGACCAAGUGAUUUCCUAAAGGUCCCAUCUAAGCUAUGUUGUUUUAUCAUUCAGUGAUUCUGUAAAUUUUAAAAGCACAAAUACAGAGGAGUUAAAAUCGGAAGGUUCAUAGUUAUGUUCCAUUAUUUUCUGGUUUUCUACUUGAAUACUAUACUGUGGAAUGUGGUGCCAAUUUUCAAGAUAGUGAACAUUUCUAAGAGCUGAUACUCAUCAAGCACACGGCAGAGAAAAUUGGCAUAUUCUGAAACUACAGCACAAGAAUAAAUCAAUCCUUUCACUGGGCAUGAGCUAACAUCUACACUUGAUGCCAAACACUGAGAAUAACGUCUCAGUGACCAUGCAGUUUCUGGAAGCAGCGAGCUAAUAAGGAUACACCAGCAACAACCUCUCCCUCUUCCAAUCUCUUCUCCAGCCCUGUGAAAGGUUGUUAUGGUAUCUGAAAGUGCCAUCCAAAAAUCAAUAGCAUUUGAGCUGGUUUGCAGUGUUGCACUGGCAGAUGUGCGCAUCCAAGGCCAUAGGAAAUGCGCGAAGGGCAGUGACAAGGAAGUUUCUCGUUAGUGGCUGGAUCUGGAGGUGAUUCUCUCCUCUCUGGAUCCAGCCUAUUUCUGUUUGUCAGUGUGUGGACACCAUUGCUGAAAUGGCCUUUCCUUGUCCAAAGGGUCUGGAUAAACCCACAAAGCCCUUGCACAUCUCUAGAGUCUGCCCCAGUCCCAUUCCCAGGCUUAUGACUUGCUUUUCUAGGCACAUUCCAAGGUUUACAUCUACCUCUAUUAGAUUUAAUUGAAAAGCUAUUUUUCCAGAAUCUGUAACCUCUUCCUUAUCCAUGAUGCCUCACGGGUUUACCCAAAAAUUCUUUUCCCACCUGUGGCUUAGCAGCACUUGUGCAAAUUAAAUAGGAACAGGCAAAGCCUUCUGCCGUAUUCAGUACAUUAUUUUAUUAAACAAACCAUCUUUUUCAUUGUAUUUAUAGCCCUUUUGUACAAUCAUGAACUGUACAGUGUUCCAUUGCAGAGACUGGAGUGUUUGUGUGUUUUAAUGAGCCAGUUUGAGAAGGGGAACUAAAAUGAGACACUAGCUUCAGACUCUAGUCCAGCAUCUGACAUGUGCGACUGUUUCCUGUUUUCCUCCUCCAGUUACACCUUAGGUGAUCUUCACCCCCAGUGGCACUUUGAAUUGACGACAUGUAGUGCUCAUGAAAGUCCUCUAAGUCCUCUUCAUUUCCUUGGGCAGACCCUGGGGUUGUGCUCAACAUUUCCAUGCUUUCCUGUCCUGGGCUUGGCUUCAGAACUGUUUCCUGAGUUGUUGCACACCUCUUUUUUUCCUGUCUCCACUUUGCUUUCCUAGAAAAAAAAAAACCCUUCUGUGCUGGCGUCCACCUCCUCCAGCUGGUGGGGCAGGAGAGGACAUGCACUGCUCAUUGCAAGCAGGCAAAGAGCGGUACAGUACACUGUGCUUUCUGGCUGAUCAGUUGGGAAUCCAGUUGCAUCCAGAGCCUCUGCCAGGACAAUUAGUCAGAGGUCACAGUUCAGUUUGUAAAUUGGGUGUCUCACCCAAGCUCUCAUGGAAAAAAAAUUCUUUUUUUCUCAAGCAAAACAAAAUUUCUGCUCUGCUUCUAAUUAGUCCUCUGUUGUCCCUACAGGAUUAAUUACUGCCUUCUUCCCUUGUAUCAUCAAAUGCUGUUUGGCAACAGCUUUAUUUAUUUAUUUAUUUAUUUUUUUAUUUUAGGUAUAAUUAGGAGUCCCGGCAUUACAAACAAGCUCAGUCAGGCGGUAUUUAAAAAUUGCAGAGCUAAAAUGUCACCUUAACUAGUUGUUUAAACCUAGCUUUUGAGUACCAGCAUCUCUAUCACACUUGCUGCAUGUUCAGAGCUCAUUGUUUUGGGGUCAUCAGAACAUCAGUCGGAAUGUCCUUCUUGUUAAACCAAUAACAGAAGGGGUUUUGUUCCACAGUGUCCUCCCAUGAUGUGGUUCUUAGAAAGUGACUGCAGAUGAAAGGUUGCAGCGGCAUCUCCCAACUCUUCCUACUGCCUGUUGAUGCUCUGUAGAUUCCCAGACACAUUUUUUUUUGCUUAAAGGAAGGGCUGAGUGCCACAAACUGCAUAAUUCUAUCAAGUGGUAAAUGCAAUUUAUUGAGUGGGAGAGGCAAUAGCUAGCAAUAAGGCAGGAUUUGGGUUUUCAAAAUCUGCCUUGUGGGAAUUGGGCAAGCUACCAGAAAGACAAUAAAGGAUUUAUCUAGCAACGCAUGCCAAAGGAAUGCUAAACAUGUGAGCAGGAGAAUUUAUUGAUACCAGCGAAAAAGCUCAUCAUUGUUAAAGUGCAAAGCAACUCUGUAAAUGUACCUUUCAGCUGUCCCAGUAAAAUCCCUGUACUCAGACAAGGGGAGCUAAAGCUUUUAUUUCUGUGGUGUGGAGAACAGGCUAAUCAGCUUUCCCAGAAAACUUGCACACACAAGAUCUUUCCUUAAAUGUAAUAGCACUAUUUUACCAGCAUGGGCAUAUUUCACAAUGAUCACUUGUUUCGUAGUGAUUCAGAGAUGGUUCUAAAGCUGAUAUUGCAGUAUUUCUCAUAAGACAGGUUUGCUCCCUUCCUUGCUUGCCACUGAUUGUCAAUUAUUUGCCCUUUAAGAGAUCUGCAGCCCGAUAAGAGGCACCACAACAAACCUGCAGCUUGCCGGUAUGCAGUGGAAAUAAAGGUUCACCAUAUUUUUUUAUAAAAAACAUCCCAGCAGUAAAAUUACACUUGCUAACUCUCUAAAGCUCCAAUGCCUUAUCAAAAUAGUUUAUGUAACAAAAUCUCAUUAGUACUGCAAACUGCUGUCACUUGAAUUAAGACAUGAUAUGCUUCAUGAACUUUACUUACCUAUUUACUGUUGUUAUGCAUAUAUCGCCUGGCUGGGGCUUUUACAAGCAGGUGUAGCUACAUAUCUUGUGUUAUUUUCUGCAUGUUUUGAAAGCUAUGUAAUAUUUUCCACAAUGAAAAGCAGUUUUCCCCUUCUAUAUUUAUCUUUCUUCUCUUUCCCUCCCCAUCCUCUUCCCUUCCUGCUCUCCUUUCAUUUUUUCCCUUUCUCUUUCUUUCUCUUUCUCUAUCCCCUCUCACUUCACUUCCGUUCCCCUUCCCUUUCCCUUUCCCUUUCCCUUUCCCUUUCCCUUUCCCUUUCCCUUUCCCUUUCCCUUUCCCUUUCCCUUUCCCUUUCUUCCUUGACUUCUUUUUUUCUUGCCUAGAGUAUUAGGCUAGCAACUUAUAGAAGUGGAAAGAUUGAUUAAGUAAUGUUGCAUCAGCAGACCUAAUGAGAUAAUGAUCUGCUUUGCUAUUUGUGUUCAGAAGAAAUAAUGUGCUAAUAAGAAUUAUGAUUAGGGCUGAUUUGUUAAUGUCCUGCUUGAAUUCCAGCCAGUGACCGAGUGGUUCGGUAAAGUCUCCCAGCAGGUCUUCUAAAUUGUGUCCUUUGUUUUGAAGGUAAGUGUUUUCAGAGUGUGUAAAUGUUCUUAUUAAGGUCAGUGAAAAUCUUUUCAGUAAUUUCUAUACUCCAACCCAGUUCUCGCAUAGGGACCAGGGCAGUGAAUUCCAGUGCGGACUGAUCCUUCUCAAAACCAAGAGCUGCGGAUACCAGAAUUUUAAUUUCAGGCUCUUGUUUAACGUAAAUUGGUCAAAGAUUUCAUGCCCUACAAAACACUGCAUGCCAAAUGCAGGCAGAAAUAUAGAGGUUGUGUUUGAAAAUUGGGACGGCAAGAUGAAUUGGGAGAAAAAUCAGCUGAACUUAUCAGGGAAAGGGCAGUUUUUAAUUAAUGCAUAUUUGAAUCUAAAUUACUUAUUCUCGGUGUCUGAGCUGUCAGUAAUUUCCUUCCGAAGUAACUGUUCAAAAUUCAUGACUGUCUAGAAUAUCCUUGUACAAGCCAGAUAUGUACUUAAGCUGUGCAAACUCUCUCUGGGGAGAAGCACAGGUAAAAAUAAAAUUAUUAUUGCUACCACAAAGAGAGACAAUGACAAAGACAGGAGAUUGUGCCUCAGGUGCUAUGAGACUCUAAAUUCUUCCCUGCCAUCCCUGUAUCCAAGCACUGCUGAUUCAGACACGGGCUGACGUGCUCAACUUUUGAGUGCUACAUGUGUUUCCUCAUGUCCAUAUCCACCAGGAGUGGAGCAGGUCAUCACGCAAGGAAGGAGGAGCUUGUGUAGGACUUCAUGAAGUGUAGUCCCAACCCCAGACCAGGCUUCGAAGAAUGAAGUCCUGGCUCCGUGAGGCCAUGGGAGUUCUGGUAUGAGUUUUAGGACUCCUCCUCUGUUUCCCUCACCCCUUCGAAAUGCUCGUGGAUUCCCACUCAUGUUUAGGCUACUAACCAUCCUAGGCUCUUAAAGGAAGAAAAAUCUAGGGAACAUAGGAGCAAAGGGGGAUGAGAGGCGGGGAGGUUCUUGCAUCUGUCUCUGAUCAGCCCCAGACCCCCAACGGUGUCUGCUGAAGUAUCCUCAUUGCAGCAUGCUCACAGUAUUCUCACAACUAACGUCAGGUAGAAUUUUUCCUAAAUGACUCGUUGUCAUCACAGAGGACCUCAUUACAGUCAAAAUGUUGUACUAUUUUUCUAGCUUGUUUCCCUAGGCUUCCCCGCCCUCAUCCCAAAUAAAACUGAAAACUAAACUGAGCCAGAAGCUGCUAUACAAACCUGCACAGAGAGAAGCUGAAUUUAAAUAUCUACCCCAGCCUGCCCUCACGAGGUACCCACACGGUCUGCUGAUCACCCAACACAGGCACAACCUGCCUUUGCUUUUGUUUUCUCUGCUGAAAUGCAAUAUGCAUUUUUUUCUUUCCUUGGGAGCAGGCAGCCUUGUGUUGCAGCCCAGCACUCACUGAUCCAUGCCUGUGCUGCAACAUCUCGCUCUGCACUCCAAAACACCUGGCAGAGGCAAUCCUGCAGUGCUGAUCCCUGGUUUGUGGGAAUUGUUCAGCUAACAUUAACCGGACUUUAUUUCCAAGCGAAGCAUAAGGGGCUUUAAAGCCCCCUUUUUUACCCUGAGGUCCUUAGUUUUGAUAUCAAAUUUCAAGGUGUCUCAUUAGUUGGAAAAGCACCAGCUGGUAUAAUCACAUUAGUGCAAGCCUCACAGAGAAGUUGAACAAAACGAAUGCUUGUAAAAGCUCAUACUGAAAAAACUGGUCUACAGAGUAACUGCAGCUUUUGAAUGUAUGGGAUUCACAGGCACUGGACUGUGAAGAAGAAAAAUAUUUUGGGAAAACUUUUUUUUGCAAAGGAGAAAUUGGGGGAAAGGGUUAUUGCUUGGAUAAUGUUUCCUUUGUUACUACUUGCUGCUCUUUGUACACUUGCCAAUGCAAAUGGCAUUCAUGUUACUGAUAUUUUUGAACAGCCCAGCUAUCUUUUUUGCUCUUGUUAAUAUACUGAGGAUUUGGGGGGAUUUUAAAUGCCUCUGCCUUUCAGGAUUAUUUCUACAAAAGCAAUUGAGAACUGUAUUUUGACAGCAAGAAGCUUAUAGAAACCUAGAGAAAAAAAUAUAAAGCAUUUGAGACUGAACAACUGUAAAAGGAAUGCACCUCUGCUACCAUAUCUAAAGUCUACAAAGUGAUUGUGAAUUACACCAAGGAAGGUCCAUUUUUUUAAUGAAAAUCACACAUCAGUUUGUACAGAGUUGAUGCUCCCUUGACCACUCACGUGACUGCUGAGUGGGAUGUGUGGGAACGUGUUGGUUAAAUGUGAUUACGUUGUGGCUUUCGGACAUUUCCAUGUCUGGUCAAUUGAAAUUGGUUAAUCUGUAGCAAGCUUCUUGUUGCACUUUUAUGUUUGCUAAUAAUUCAACAACAAGGAAAAUGUGGGUCACUUUAAAGCAUUGGCAGACAACUGUUUCUAACCCAAAGGUUUAUGGGUUUUAGCACAAUGAACUGUACUUCUUCAGGGAGGAUCAAUGUUGAUUUUUUUUUUCCACACGUCUUUAUUUACAUGUGGCUAUAUUUUCAUUGAUACAGAA
Messenger RNA from Cuculus canorus (common cuckoo), 15902 nucleotides. It is a transcript of the gene KCNH5, whose product is annotated as potassium voltage-gated channel subfamily H member 5. Lineage: Eukaryota; Metazoa; Chordata; Aves; Cuculiformes; Cuculidae. The record is from RefSeq and is a predicted model, not a curated record. The transcript has 11 exons. Gene Ontology annotation, molecular function: voltage-gated potassium channel activity. The coding region runs from base 37 to 3006 and encodes 989 amino acids. Gene Ontology annotation, cellular component: membrane. Gene Ontology annotation, biological process: potassium ion transmembrane transport; regulation of membrane potential.